AAAAAAAAAAAGAAGGAAUAUUUAAUAAUAUAAUUUUACAAUAUAAUCUGUAUUAAACGAAUAAACGAUACAAGACGUCAAGACCGACUAAAAACUAAUAAAUUAAUUAAUAAACAAUAACUAUAAAAAUAUUUAACUGUAGUCUAUUAUAUGUUUGUAAGCUUACUAGGCUCUUAAAAUCUAAAAAACUUAUUUAUUACUCACCGCAGAACAAAGUUUGUAUUUAGUAUUUAUAAUUAUUCAGCGAUAUGCGUUAAUUUAAAUGAAUUGAACUGUAAAGUGGUUUGAAUUGUUAUUUCUCCGUCGUAAUUUUUUAUCUAAUUUUUGACAAUGAGUAUUAUAUUAAAUAAAUUUAACAAAUGUGUUACACGUCAUUUCAAGUUCACAGCACUGUACUCAACUCAAACACAUUUUGGUUUUCAAACAGUCGACGAAACUGAAAAAUCGAAAAAAGUGCAUCAAGUUUUUAAAAAUGUUGCGGAUUCAUAUGAUGCUAUGAAUGAUGUUAUGAGUUGUGGUGUACAUAGAUUAUGGAAAGAUGAAUUAAUGAAAACAUUGGAUCCAAGUCCACGCACACGAUUGUUGGACGUUGCUGGCGGAACAGGAGAUAUUGCUUUUAGAUAUUUAAAAUAUAUAUCAGAUAUGGAAGGAGAUGGACAUGUAACAAUUGCUGACAUUAAUAGUUCAAUGUUAGAAGAAGGAAAAAAGAGAGCAUUAAAUUUGAAAUUAAACCAAGAUAGUGUAUCAUGGGUCGAAUGUGAUGCAGAAAAUUUACCAAUGGAAUCAGAUUCCUACUCUGCUUACACAAUAGCAUUUGGUAUUCGUAAUGUGACACAUAUUGACAAAGCUUUAGAUGAAGCGUACAGAGUACUUGAACCAGGUGGCAGGUUUCUUUGUUUAGAAUUUAGUCAAGUCAAUCCUGCAGCUUUAAGAUGGUUAUAUGAUCAAUAUUCAUUCAAUGUAAUUCCCGUUAUGGGUCAUGUAGUUGCUGGACAAUGGAAACCUUACCAAUACUUGGUGGAAAGCAUAAGAAAAUUCCCAUCUCAGGAAGAUUUCAAAUAUAUGAUCGAGUCAGCAGGCUUUAGAUGUGUCACAUACUCAAAUUUAACAUUUGGGGUUGUGGCAAUUCACUCUGGAUUCAAAUUAUAAAACUUAUAAUUAAAUUAAAAACAAUAUUGAAAUAAUUAAUUAUGAUACUAUAAUUAAGUGAGAAUAUAGAACUGUUAAUUUAAAAUUUUAUUUUAGAAUUUAUUAAUCAUUAAUGUUAAGACGCUACUUGAAACAUUCUUGUUUACACCAGUCAAAGAACACAAAAUAAUUUUCAUAUAUCUAUGUUGCAAAAAAAAAAAAAUAAUAAUAAUAAAUAAACCAAUUAUUUAAAAAAAAAAACUUUCAAA
This is a messenger RNA of Aphis gossypii (cotton aphid), 1397 nucleotides long. RefSeq names its product 2-methoxy-6-polyprenyl-1,4-benzoquinol methylase, mitochondrial (gene Coq5). Gene Ontology annotation, molecular function: methyltransferase activity. The coding region runs from base 331 to 1149 and encodes 272 amino acids. Gene Ontology annotation, biological process: ubiquinone biosynthetic process. The record is from RefSeq and is a predicted model, not a curated record. The transcript is spliced from 5 exons. Lineage: Eukaryota; Metazoa; Arthropoda; Insecta; Hemiptera; Aphididae.